AUGUUCCUAUUCCUAUUCCUAAUCGGAUUCUCGAAUUCGGUGCUUUUCGGAAGCGUUCCCGAAAAAUCGGAAAUUUCAUCGCAGGUCACAAUUUUUGCCAAGUUUCGCGGGGGAAAUGAGGUGAUUUGUGGUGGAGUGAGGGUUUCGAAAUUGCGAAUUCUGACGGCGGCCCAUUGUUUAAAGAAGGCUGCUGGAAAUGCGGAAAUUGUGGAGAUUCAGGAAAUUGCGGGAAGAAGUUAUUGGACCAAUGCGUUUGAGAUUUUAGAGAAUGACAAAGCCAUUCUCCACCUCAAUAAUCUUCUUCACAACACAGAAAUCGCAAAACCUUCCCCAAUCCCAAAUAAUUUCGCCAAAACUUGCUAUGCAGCUGGCCGGGGAAUCGAUGAAAGUAACAAAUAUCCAGAGCUCCCAAGAAAAAUCGAAAUCGAUCUGAAAUUCAAGCGAAAUCAGACGUUCGCCAUCUCAAAACUAUCAUUCCCGGAAACCCAGGAGGAACCUCGAUUUUGUAUGGGUGAUUCGGGAAGCCCGGUUUAUUGUCGUGUCAAAGAUCAAACUGUUUUGAUUGGGAUUUUGUCGAGUAUUGGAAUCGGGAAGCGAGAGGCGAGAACGAAGAAGGCACAGAUUUUUGGGGCGAAAACCAUGGCACAAAAAUGUGCCAAUUUUCGGUAUGCCAUGAUUUCGAGGGUUUGA
Molecule: messenger RNA, 690 nt
Organism: Caenorhabditis angaria
Lineage: Eukaryota; Metazoa; Nematoda; Chromadorea; Rhabditida; Rhabditidae
Source: the annotation of a GenBank genome assembly